Lates calcarifer (barramundi perch) is the source of this 2948-nucleotide messenger RNA. RefSeq names its product protein zyg-11 homolog. The coding region runs from base 187 to 2424 and encodes 745 amino acids. Lineage: Eukaryota; Metazoa; Chordata; Actinopteri; Centropomidae. The record is from RefSeq and is a predicted model, not a curated record. Gene Ontology annotation, cellular component: Cul2-RING ubiquitin ligase complex. The transcript has 14 exons.
CCUGUGACAGUUGACACUCGAGGACCAGCAGCAGCGACUGAAAUCAAAACACAAGAGUAUUUUAUAACUUUUCCUUGAUUUAGGGAAGAAAUGGAUUACAUUAAUGACGUUUGUUGAUAUAAACGUUGCUAAACGACGUGGUUUCGUGUUUUUGUUUACUGUUUUUUUCCUGUUUACUUUUUAAGCAUGGAUGCUGAGGGCCCCCAGGCCUUGUGCGACCUCUGCUUGGCUCAGGUGUGCCGCAGCCUGGACUCCCUGUGCAGCAGGCGAGCAGACGGCUCCAUGAGCCUCAUCUGGGCCCCGCUCCUCCCACAGGAGACGGCUGACCAGCUGCUGCAUAAAAUGGCAACUACAGGGAUACUGAAUGACACAACUGUUGGGAUUUUCCGAAACUGCAAAGAGCUCCGCCUGCGCCGAGCCUCCAUCCGCUGCUGUCCUGUGUCCGCAGAGGGUUUUUGCCUGGCCCUCUGCCCUCACCGACUCCAGGAACUAGAUGCCUCCUGGGUCCCUGAGGGCCUCACUGGGGCUGAUAUUGUCUCGGGCCUGGCCUCCAACCUGGAGUGCAGAUCCAGCCUGCAGAGGUUGUCCCUCAAUGGGCUACGUCUGGACUGGGAGUCACUGGAGGAGGACGUAGUUGGCUUCAGCUCUCUGCAGGGCCUGAGGACGCUAAACUUGGCCAACACAGACCUGACUGAUGCUGUCCUUGAGGAUAUCUGCACCCUCCCUCAGUUGGAGACUCUGGAUAUCUCCUGCAGUGCUGUCUCAAAGCUCACAGCACUCCUUGAGUGCAAGAACACUCUGAAGUCUUUAAUUGCCCAUCGGCUGCGGCAGCUUGAUAUGUCACCUGCCAGGCUGCUCUUUGUCCUCAGCCAGCUCCACGCUCUCAGGCAUCUGGACUUUUCAGAUGACCACUUUUCUGUGGAUGACAGUGAUGGGAGAGAUGGGGACGAGACAGUGCGGCAGCUUCUGGAGGGGAGUCCCCAGGUUCUCCCUUCCCUUGUUUCUCUAGAUAUCUCAGGGCGGAAGAGAAUCACUGAAGCAGCAGUCCGAGUGUUUGUGGAGGCCAGGAGUAGCUUCGUCUUCUUGGGCCUGCUAGCCACUGGGGUUAGCUCCUGUGAGGUCCUCUCUUCACGGGAAAACCUAAAAGUAACCGGCGAGGCUAAUGAGAAGCAGGUGUGUGAGGCCCUGAGAAGGUACAGAGACAGGGAGUGUUUCACACGAGAGGCCCUCAUCCAUCUCUACAAUCUAACCACAGACAUUGACAAACCACGACCGGACAUGCUAAAGCUGGUGCUGGGCGGGAUGCAGAGCCACCCCACCUCCCUGCAUGUCCACUUGGUAGCCACUGCGUGUGCAUUCAACCUGACCACUCAGGACCUGGCAGAGGCCAUGCCUGUCAGCCUGCUCACCUCCACUGUCACCCAGCUGUUGUUCGCCAUGAAGACCUUCCCCAGCCACCAACAGGUGCAAAAAAACUGUCUGCUGGCUCUCUGCAGUGACUACAUCCUUCAGGAUGUCCCGUUUGACAAGUAUUUAGCAGCCACACUGGUGAUUAACUGGCUGAGCAGCCACGAGGAUCCGACCCUGCAGAGGAUGGCCGUGGCCGUCAUCUCCAUUCUGGUGGCCAAGUUGUCCACAGAGGAGACUGCGCAGCUCAGCAAGGAUGUUUUUAUUAUGAAGCAGCUGCUGGCUAUCGUGCAGCAGAAGGCCAUGGUGGGAGUAGUGGACUCCACUCUUAAGUUUGCCCUGAGUGCUCUGUGGAAUCUGACGGAUGAGAUGCCCGCCGCGGCCCGCAACUUCAUCGAGUGCCAGGGCCUGGAGCUGUACGAGGAGGUUCUGGAGUCCUACUAUACUGAACCUUCUAUUCAACAGAAAAUUCUUGGCCUCCUGAACAACUUAGCAGAGGUGGAGGAGCUGCAGGCAGACCUAUUGGAGGAAGACCUGCUGGAACACAUCCUCAGCCUCCUGCAGGACUCCCAGGUGGAGGUCGGGGUCCGUUACUUUGCCGGGGGGAUUCUGGCACAUCUCACCUCCAGACCUGAGGCCUGGACCCUGGACGAGGAGCUCCGCUCUACCAUACUGCAUCAACUGCAUACUUCCAUAAUGACAUGGACCCAACUGGAGAGAGAAAUGGUCUCUUAUAGGUCGUUCCGUCCCUUUUGCCCUCUGCUGCAGACUUGCCAGCCCUCAGGAGUGCAGCUGUGGGCAGUCUGGGCCAUACAUCUGGUCUGCAGUCAAAACACGUCCCAUUACAGCAGCAUGCUGGAGAAGGAAAGCGUGACUGAACUUCUGAAGGCUUUGGCUGCACAUCCUGACACACACGGCGACAUUAAAGGGCUAUCAGAGAACAUCUUGCGAAUGGUAGAGCAACACCAGAGUCACUCUGGGGCCUUUGACAACCAGACAGGACCUCGAAACUCCUGACAAAAGUGUGAAAGAAGGAAUUAAAUGUCGUGCUAAAUGGAAAGUCGCAGAUGCAGCAGAUACAGUAUUGAUGUGCUGACACUUUGUGUCAGUCCUCUUGGAAUAAAUAAUGGAAUAUAUAUUUGAUAUAAAAAAAAAGAGUACAAUCACUGGUUGUGAGAAGUUAUUUCUGUCAUUAUCUACUGUAAUAAGAAUGACAGAAUGUUGCAAUGCAUUGGAAAUCAAUAAAAAAUGUUUAUAGAGAAUAGUUAAUGUCCUGAUUAAUAUCUGCACUACUUUGAGGUCAAAUUUCUGCUUGAUUUAAAACUUAAUGAAGUGUUCCAAAUAAACUGAAGUUGGAGACCAAAGCUUGUGUUGUAAAUCAUGCAUAGACCCAAAACCUGUCACUAGAGGGUGCUUUAGUACUGUAGCUUCAGGGCUGUUUUGCUCAUGAGAUCUGUUUGUGUAAAAUGCUCUGUCGUUAGAUGUAUGGAUUCAGCAUCAUACAUAAAUGACAAGAUAUUAAAGCAGCCCAAAUCUUUGGA